GUGACGGUUCCCCACCAUGAACCCCGUCAUGAGCGACAGAACGGAGGAAGAGUCGAUCGUUAUAAUGGAGACAUCGUCAUUCGCUCAGGUAGUUUUUAACGACGUUCCUCCGUCAUACCCGCCGAACACUGCCGUGACCUGCCGGUUCACACUCACUGGAGACCUGCAGCCCAACCCCAGGGACUGGAUCGGUAUCUACAAAGUUGGUUGGAAUUCAGCACAACAAUAUUAUAACUAUGUUUGGGUGGAAGCCCCUCACCUGGACCAAGCUGAACCUGAACAAGUGAUUUUCAAAGAGAGCUAUCUGCCCAAGGAAGAUGGGGAGUUUUACCAGUUCUGCUAUGUAGACAGCAGUGGGCAUGUCAAAGGAGCCAGCACUCCAUUCUGCUUUCAAAACCCAGAAGCAAGCCUGGACUGCAGUCUGGAGAAGGACCUGCUGGUCAUAACAACACAGGAGCAGGCAGAGAUAAUGGAGAAAGAGAAAGAAGACUUUCUGAAGGAGAUCGAGUCCUUGAAAGAAACAAAUACAAUCCUGAGAAAUGAGUUGGAUGAAAGACUGCAUGAGUUGAGCCGACUCAGGAGUGCCAUGGAGGAUUUGAGAUCAAAGGAUAAACCGGAAACACCACUGCCAGAUGAACAGAGUUAUAAUACCAUCGAAGAGUCACUGACUCCUCUUCAAGAAAAGUAUGAGAAAGCUGUUCAAAAGAUCUUUGUGCUGAAGAAAGAGAGAACUGAGUUACAGCAACAGCUUGAAAUCCAGGACACUGAAAACCUUCAACUGAGUACCUUGUUGAAAGAAAUGGAACAAAAUUACAGCAAAGUACAGGACCAGGCCAAGCUGUUACAGCUGGAUGUGCAAAGCAGCAGAAAAGACAAUGAGAAGCUCCAGAUGGAAAUCCAGGAGCUCAGGAAAGACUGCAGGGCUGAAAACAAAGCGCUACAAACAUCCAUGUCAGAGCAAGUAGCCCAAGAAAACAACAAAGUACAGAUCCAGGCCCUGCUCACUCAGCUGACCGAGGCCAGAGGGCUGCUUCGAACAGAAGUUCAGACCUGUAAAGAAGCCUGCAGACGUGCAGAAGGAGCGGAGCAGGAACUGAGGGAGCUGAAGAAGAAGCAGGAGGAGAUGAGCCAGAAACAGGCCGAGGACGAGGAAACCAGUCAAAUCCAGACACAACUUCAACAGGCGCAAAACAAAGUCUACGAAUUGGCAGAGACAUCGAGAUUAGAGCGAGAGAAGCUUGUGGAAAGGAAUGAGGAGUUGCAGGAUGAAGUAAAUCAACUUCGUCGGACAUUGUUCGACUACCAGGUCGCAUCUGUUGCCGCGAUGUCUGAUCAGAUUUCCAGUCCUCAACCUCAAAGUCCACCAGCCUCCGCUGAAAACUUUGAGGACAUUGAUGAACUGACAGCAAAUCCUGCACAAACAGACACACAGGCUAGAGUGUGCCAGCACUGUCAGGAGAGUUUUCCUGGCAUCAGCGAGGAUGAACUGGCACAACACGAACAGUGUCACAAAGUGUGCCCGUUCUGCACUCUGAUCUGUGAUGACUGGCAACAGCAGGAGUUUGAAGAUCAUGUCUACAGUCAUGCGGAUUAGCUUACUCUGUUUCUGACAAUAGGGGUGUGCGAUGUUUAUCACUGACGAUAUUAGCGUUGCGUGCGAGCUGAUGCUACUUAGGAGAUGAAUCACUUUAUAACAAACAAAGUUACAUUUUGAGAGUCUUAAAGCAUUCGCUGAUGCAUUUUACUAGAUUGCAACUAGAAUGAGCAUCAUUUUUAAAAGCAAAAGAAAUCCCUGUUUGGGUUUCUUUUUAGUUCAUAUCACUUUUUAAAUAAUAGCACAAAAGCAAGAGUGAAAAUACAAUAUUCAGUGUUAAGACGCAGUAAAAAAACAGCUCUUUUCAGCAGGAUUGCCAGGUUUCUGCAACAAAACCAACCCAUAAAUAGCCCCAUAAUAUCAAAGCUCAAAAUAUGCCACCACCCAUGUGUUAACUGCACAUAUUUCCACCCUUUUUAUUAUAAACGGUUUCUUCUUUAAAAAUAACUUUGUAUUAGUAACUAUAAAGAUUCUGUUCUCAUAAAAUAAGAUUUAAAUUGACAGCACAGCUGGCCUUGUGAUAUACAUUCAUUCUAUUAAUGAAAUUGUAAAUUGACUGACUUUCUUUUGUAAAUUACAUAUACAAAAUUGUGCUGUUUUAUCACCCCAGCACUGCUUUUAGCAUUGGUUAAAUCCAAAUUUGGUAGAGUUCAAUAUUUGAUAACACUUUAUAAUGGUCCAUUAGUUAAUGUAUUUACUAACAUGAAUAAACUAGUAGUAAUACAUUUAUUACGGUUAUUUAUUCAUCUUUGUUAACCUUAGGUAAUGUUAUUUAAGUUAAACAAAAUUAGGUUAGUUUAUAGAAACUCAUGUGCAUUAAUGUUAGCAAGCACAACUUUUGAUUUUAUAAUGCAUUACUUAAUAUUGAUCUACGAUUAAUGAAUGCUUUACAAGAUUAUUCAUGCUUGGUUAAUGUUAGUAUACACAUUAACUAAUGGAGCUUUAUUCUAAAGUGCAACCAAAUAUUUCAAUACUAGCCUAUUAAUGUAAUCGAUGCAAGAUGUCGACCCUGCUACUCACCCCAUUGACUUCCAUUCAUAUGCACACAAAUUUUAUUCGGCAAUAGAAAUUCAUUCCAAACAAAGCAUAAGAGAAAACCUGAGCAACACUGUGUGGUGUUGGAAUGAAUCGAGUGAGUUAAUUAGUCAUUUAUAAAGUUGGUUGAUUAGAUUUUUUUGUUUUUUAAUGAAUCUGAUGUUUUUUAAACAAAUUAAUUAAAUGAAUAAUUGAGUAAAUCAGUCAUAAAGACAGGGACUUGCUUUCUUCCUCCUGGUGGUUUUAGUUUCAUAUUUUUCCAUGACAGGCUUAGAUCAGCCAAAAUCAAUAUAAAUCACACACUGCAAAAUAUUGUCAUCAAAAAUACCCCUGAAAAUAUGGAUUUUGAUAUACAAAUAAUCUAGAUAAUGAUAUCGCACACUCCUAGCUAAUAAUGUUUUGAAAAUAUGGUAGCUCUUUGUAAUAGUACUGAAUGGUCGAGGAUUUUGCAGCUCUAUAUAAUUUCUCUUGAACUAUUAGCCAUUAUGUAUCUAAAACAGGCAAAUAAAAUCUUUUUAUUAUUAUUAUGUAAUGCUUGCAGUAUCACUUUGAGAUUUGGACUGGGUAAACAUCCAAUAAAACAAUACAAAA
Messenger RNA from Danio aesculapii, 3220 nucleotides. RefSeq names its product calcium binding and coiled-coil domain 2 (gene calcoco2). NCBI's taxonomy places the organism in Eukaryota, Metazoa, Chordata, Actinopteri, Cypriniformes, Danionidae. The transcript is spliced from 13 exons. Bases 17 to 1594 code for a protein of 525 amino acids. The record is from RefSeq and is a predicted model, not a curated record.